Nothoprocta perdicaria is the source of this 1942-nucleotide messenger RNA. It is a transcript of the gene CSNK1G1, whose product is annotated as casein kinase 1 gamma 1. The transcript has 15 exons. The record is from RefSeq and is a predicted model, not a curated record. Lineage: Eukaryota; Metazoa; Chordata; Aves; Tinamiformes; Tinamidae. Gene Ontology annotation, molecular function: protein serine/threonine kinase activity; ATP binding. The coding region runs from base 334 to 1872 and encodes 512 amino acids. Gene Ontology annotation, biological process: positive regulation of canonical Wnt signaling pathway; signal transduction; peptidyl-serine phosphorylation. Gene Ontology annotation, cellular component: plasma membrane; nucleus; cytoplasm.
GUAUGACUGGCUAGCUGCUGUACUGCUCCCAUAGCCCCGUACUCGCUUACGCUGUGAUUUCGAAUAAUAGAGACAAGUGAAUUACGAAACAUAUGGUAAGAAACCAAAAGCAACUCGCCUUUAUUGAGUUCUCAAGAACAUAAUUGACCACUUGGUACAUUAUGAAGAUGCAUUAGGAAACUGGAUAUGGUGCCAAAAGAACUCCGCGCGUUUCCAUGACUCUCUUGGACCCUGACUCAGAUAUUUUUGGAUAUAUAUUUCUCUUCUAAGAAGAAGAGUGCAUCCUUCAAGUGCUCUCUGCCAGCUCGCUGGCAGAGAUCUUGUACUGAGAUCAUGGACCAUUCGAAUAGGGAAAAGGAUGAAAGGCAGCGCACGACGAAAGGGAUGCCGGGCAGGAGCGGGCACGGCACUCGGCCAUCGAGUUCAUCCGCAUCUUCUGGUGUUCUUAUGGUGGGACCCAACUUCAGAGUGGGCAAGAAGAUUGGGUGUGGGAACUUUGGAGAGCUCAGACUAGGCAAAAAUCUCUACACCAAUGAAUAUGUAGCGAUCAAACUGGAACCAAUAAAAUCACGUGCACCACAGCUUCAUUUAGAGUACCGAUUUUAUAAGCAACUUGGAAGUGCGGCUGAAGGCCUUCCCCAAGUGUAUUACUUUGGACCGUGUGGAAAGUACAACGCCAUGGUACUAGAACUGCUUGGUCCGAGCUUGGAAGAUUUGUUUGACCUCUGCGAUAGGACGUUCACUUUGAAGACGGUGUUAAUGAUAGCCAUCCAGCUGAUAUCUCGGAUGGAAUAUGUGCAUUCAAAGAACCUCAUCUACCGAGAUGUCAAGCCAGAGAACUUCCUUAUUGGCCGGCAAGGCAAUAAGAAAGAGCACGUCAUUCACAUCAUAGACUUUGGAUUGGCGAAGGAGUACAUUGAUCCCGAAACCAAAAAACACAUCCCUUACAGGGAACACAAGAGCUUAACUGGAACAGCAAGAUACAUGUCCAUCAACACUCAUCUCGGCAAAGAGCAAAGUCGUCGGGACGAUCUGGAGGCCCUUGGCCAUAUGUUCAUGUAUUUCCUCCGAGGCAGCCUGCCCUGGCAAGGAUUGAAGGCUGACACCUUGAAAGAGAGGUAUCAGAAGAUUGGGGACACAAAGAGAAACACUCCGGUUGAAGUUCUCUGUGAGAACUUUCCAGAGGAGAUGGCCACAUAUCUCCGUUACGUUCGGCGAUUAGACUUCUUUGAGAGACCAGACUACGAUUACUUGCGCACCAUCUUCACCGAGCUGUUUGAAAAGAAAGGCUACACCUUCGACUACGUCUACGACUGGGUUGGCAGGCCAAUUCCUACCCCAGUGGGAUCCGUUCACAUAGAUUCCGGGACAUCUGCAGUGACAAGAGACAGCCACGUGCAUAGAGAUCGACCAUCGCAGCAGGCCCAUCGCAACCAGGCGGCMUCAGACCGCCGAGGAGAGUGGGAGAUCCAGCCCAACCGGCAGACGAAUACCUCGUACUUGACAUCUCACUUGGCUGCAGACCGGCAUGGAGGAUCAGUACAGGUCAUCCUCAGCCACCAGGGAAUACCUGGUAGCAUCUGGACUCCAGAAAUGAGCAUGGACCAUAGGGCCUUCCAGACUCAGUUAUCAGAGUUACAACCUCAGCUGCUAACUCUCCUGAAGACUGGAACUCCACGAUGUGAGGUGGUCAGCUCGACCAACGGGGAGCUGAACGUCGAUGACCCGACGGGGGCCCACUCCAACGCACCCAUCACGGCGCAGGCAGAAGUGGAGGUGGUGGAGGAGGCUAACUGCCUGAAAAUGCUCAACUUGUGGUGCUGCUGCUUCUUUAAGAGGAAAAGGAAGAAGACGGCUCAGCGGCACAAGUGACCUGCGCGCCUGGCCGGGACCCCGGCGCCUGCAGCUCCUGCCCUGCCUUGCUGGAAGGGGCUUCUCUUGA